Chrysemys picta bellii (western painted turtle) is the source of this 2238-nucleotide messenger RNA. Its product is annotated as butyrophilin subfamily 3 member A2-like. Gene Ontology annotation, molecular function: signaling receptor binding. Gene Ontology annotation, biological process: T cell receptor signaling pathway; regulation of cytokine production. Gene Ontology annotation, cellular component: external side of plasma membrane. NCBI's taxonomy places the organism in Eukaryota, Metazoa, Chordata, Testudines, Emydidae. The record is from RefSeq and is a predicted model, not a curated record.
CGUGGAGUCAGCGAAACAGGCAGUGGCCUCCUGCCCUGGGCUAGUCCCCCAUGGGGUGGCUCGGGAACAGUCACCCUCCUGCACUCCCCAUUAAUUUUCAAGUGCUGACAAGCCCCAAGCCGGGAGCUCGGCCUGCCCCGCGCAGCUGACAGGAAAUGAUGCUCGGCUCCCUUGGCUGUGGGGUGGAGGGGAACUUUCUCACUGAGCGGGUGCACGCUGGCUCUGUGGGGCUGCUCCUGAGGAGCCUUUUCCUGCAGCUGGGCAGGCCGGGACAGCAGAACGGGACGGAGAGGCUGCAGAGAGGACUCGCUCCCCAGUGCUUCCGUCCUGGCCGGGAUGCGGCGGUGAGGGGCUGGGCCUGCCCCCCUCCCUACCACUCAGGGAACAGCUUCACUGCAGGAUCCGGGGCUGCAGUUCAUCAGCUCCUGUCCAGCCCUGAGGCCAGGAAGAGCUGCCUUGCCAGAUGCUGGGAUCCCGUCACCCACACUCCAGCGCUGCCCUGCUCUCAGCCGUCCUCCUCCUGCACAUUCAGGCUGCAGUGGCCGUGAAUUUCCAGGUGCUGGCUCCUGCCGGCCCCCUCUCCGCCCCGCUGGGGGGCACCGUGCUGCUGCCCUGCCACCUCUCCCCCGCGCUCAGCGCCCAGGCCAUGCAGGUGAAAUGGAGCCGGGUAGGCCAGGACAUCCAUGUGUACCUUCCGAAUGGGAGCGAGGUGCAGGGUGAGAGGACGGAGCUCCUGCGGGACGGGAUCCAGAAAGGCAGCCUGGCCCUGCGGAUCUGGAACCUCACCCUGCAGGAUGAAGGGCGCUACCUCUGUGACUUCCAGUCCAACAACACCGUUGGCAACGCCACACUGGAGCUCCAUGUGACGAGCUCCGGCUCGGACCCCCUCCUCCAUAUUGGUGGAUAUGACGGCAAGCAGAUGAACGUGACAUGUCUCUCUGUGGGGUGGUACCCGAAGCCAAAGGUGCUCUGGAGAAAUGGCCACAGGGAGAGACUGACCCCAUCUAAGGAGGAAAAAAUCUCCAUAAACCAGGACCUCUUUGAUGUCUCCAGCUCCGUGGUAGUGACUGAGCAGUCGGCCCCAACACUGAUUUGUGUCAUCAGACCCGGCUCACCUGGCCCGGAGAAAGUCUCAGCCAUUCUCAUCUCACGUGAGCUGCUAAUGGAACCAGGACACAGACCUGGGUCCAGAUUGGCAUUGAUAGACUAUGAGUUUUUCCCCAAAGUCUCCUCUUGGAAGGUUGGCCUCUUCUUGUUCCUGUCAGUGUGUGUUUGCCUCCUCUUCUUGCCUGCCUGCUACUUAUGGAGGGUUCAAAGAGCAAAAAGGAAAUCCUCCAAUUUAACCACAAAGAAGUGAUGGAUCCUUCGAUACAGGGGAAAGGAAAUUCCUACGGUCCUGAAAAAGAGUCUUUGGUGGGGAGUCACAAUGGUGGAAGCUAAGUGGACUGGAAGGAGUCAGGCCUACCAACAUGUCUGCCACCCCCACCGUCUCCUGGGAGUCCGGGAUCUACCAUUACACUGUGGGGCCCGCACCAUCCUGAUCCUCAGUGCGGUCCAGCCAGAUUGACCCAGACGACACUACCACCUCCACUGGCUUUGGCUAAAUCCUGAAGAGAAUCUGGGACAUGAGACUUGGGUCUUCGCUGCCACCUGGCCCCCCGUGUGUCCUUUUCCUUCCUUCCUUAUUAUUUCUCUGUCCUAUUGCUCUCCUUUUGCCUUCUGUUUAAUGAGAGUCUGGCUUAGUUGCCCAAGACUGUAUAUUUUGCAAUGCUGCUGUGAGCCCAUGACCAGAGAGGCAGCUAAAAGCAAUGCCCUAAACUGGCCCAAGGUCUCGGAGUGGCUGAUGGGACCAUGUGCUGGGCUGUGUUUCUCCAACAGUGAGUUUGUGAGUGCGAGUUAACGCUAGAGACAGAAGCUGCAUUUUCUCUCUCGGCUGUUCUUUCCUUUCCUGUCUUGAGUGUGUUUGUCUUGUUCUGUCUUAAAGGAAGCAGGAGCAGAUUCUAGCAACAACAGCUUCAGCCCAUCUCAGCUCAACUUUUGUCUAUUCCCGCAAAUGGACAGUUUAAUACCCUCUGUAAUACCAGCCGAAGGAUUGUCAAACGGCUAGAACUCUCUCCAGUGAAAGGGAAAGGGGACAAGGGAUGUUGUUACAACAAAAAUCUCCCUUAAUAGUUCACAUUUCAAAGGCUGGAUCAUUUUCCCUUCUUUUCCUGUCUCUUUAAUAAAAGGUUACACUGA